Molecule: messenger RNA, 1299 nt
Organism: Zingiber officinale
Lineage: Eukaryota; Viridiplantae; Streptophyta; Magnoliopsida; Zingiberales; Zingiberaceae
Product: F-box protein At1g67340-like
Exons: 3
Coding region: 81-1172 (363 amino acids)
Molecular function (GO): protein binding
Source: RefSeq, a predicted model, not a curated record
GACUCAGACUCACCUCCUCCUCUCCUCUCCUCCUCUGUAUGUAAUUGAAGCAGAUCCGGCGAAGCGAGGGGAAAAAAAAAAUGGAAGCACGACAAUGCCUCAGAAACGAGCCUCAGAUCGGUUGCGCAGGGGGGAACCGGCGGCGGAGGCAGGGCAUCGACGAACCCCGCGGCCGGAAACGGCCGAUGCUCGUGGCCCCUUCGGCGGGGGUCGAUUGCUUCGACGCGCUUCCAGAUGAUAUUCUCGUGUUCGUGCUUUCCAAGCUCAGCUCCUCCGCCGACCGCCCUCAAGAUCUCUUCAACGCUUUUUUGACGUGCAAGAGAUUUUGGGCUCUGGAAAAUCAACCGUCGGUGUUGGCGAAGGCCAGCAGGAGAUGCCUCGCCGUCAGAGCGAAAGCUUGGUCGGAGGCGGCUCAUGGUUUCCUCAGUCGAUGCGUCGAUUGUGGCAAUCUGGAAGCUUGCUUUAUUUUGGGCAUGAUACGGUUCUAUGCGCUCGGAAACAGAGGAUCCGGCGCGUCGUUGAUGGCGAAGGCGGCGAUCCGAUCGCAUCCAUGGGCGUUGUACUCUUUGGCGAUCAUCCAGUUUAACGGCAGCGGCGGUUCCAAGAACGCCAAGGACCUCCGCGCUGGCGUCGCGCUGAGCGCCCGCGCGGCCUUCUGCGGCCACGUCGAUGCCUUGCGCGAGCUCGGUCACUGCCUUCAAGACGGCUACGGCGUCCGCCGGAAUGUCAACGAGGGACGCCGUUUCUUGCUCCAAGCCAACACCCGGGAGCUCGUGUCCGCCAUCGCGUCGUUGCCGGCGUGGAAGAAUGGGCAACGCCGACGGAUGACCGCGGAAGGAAUCGCGGAAGCUGCCGCGGUCGCCUCCGGCGGCGGCAGCGCCCUCCUCAGCGACUUCGGCUGGAACCUGCCGCCGCCGGAGCCGCACCCAGCCAACCGGUUCCUCGUCGACUGGUUCGAAUCCGCAGCCACGUCGCUGCCGGAGGACCUGCGCCUCUGCUCGCAGCGCAACUGCGGCCGCCCGGAGACCCGGCGGCACGAGUUCCGGCGGUGCUCGGUCUGCGGCGUCGUCAGCUACUGCUCCAGAGCGUGCCAGGCUCUGGACUGGAGACUAUCGCACAAGGCCGAGUGCGUACCGCCGGUCAUCUACGACGUCGCCGCCGCCACCGACUGAGAAAAUAAGAAUGACGACAAGCAUCUCACCGCAUUACUGAUGCAAGAUUCCACAACUCUCUGAUUUUUUUUUUUUUUUUUGUAACUGGAGUUGUUUUGGCCCUUUCUAAUCAUUAAACUUUUCUUCA